This is a messenger RNA of Marasmius oreades (fairy-ring Marasmius), 1500 nucleotides long. RefSeq lists its product as uncharacterized. The transcript has 10 exons. Lineage: Eukaryota; Fungi; Basidiomycota; Agaricomycetes; Agaricales; Marasmiaceae. Bases 1 to 1500 code for a protein of 499 amino acids. The record is from RefSeq and is a predicted model, not a curated record.
AUGAUCAUGGUUCACACACGCUUCAAUGAAUCGGAGCCCAAUCCAAACCCUCACAUAAACUUCAUCACUUCUCUUCCAACAAUUGACCCUCAAGAUCAAGAGAAUGCCAGGCAAUUUCUCCGUGCUCUCGCCGCCCAAGUUAGACCAAUCAUGAAAGCGCACGGAUUCGUUGUGAACAGUUUCGAGGAGUACGAGUAUAAUUCUGUCUUUUCUGGCAGAAACUGGAAUCAUGGUGAAACCGUCGAACUGGUUUUGCGUCGUCCCGGAGGCGCAUUUCUACCAACGUCUUGGUUGAUGAGCACCCUUUGCCAUGAGCUAGCUCAUAUCAAACACAUGAAUCACGGACCUGCUUUCCAAACCCUCUGGCGGGAUCUGCGUAAUGAAGUCCGUCAGUUACAGGACAAAGGAUAUUACGGUGACGGAUAUUGGUCAUCUGGGAAGCGCCUUGCAGACUCAGCCACCUUGCCUGGUGCCGGUGUAGAUCCUGGAGAAUUGCCUGAAUACAUGUGUGGUGGAGCUCAAAAUCGCUCUCGCCCGUCAUUCAAACGCCGCAAAGCCCGUCGCCACAUGGGAAACCAGACAGCAAAGAAACGAAAGCCCGGAUCGAGAAUUCAUUCCAGAUAUGCAUUUGCCGGAGAAGGUCUAUCUCUGACUGAUACGAAAAAUCCGGAAAAGGGAACAGGAAAAGGGAAAAGGGCUGCAAGUAAACGUGCUCGUGAAGAGCGGACUUUGGCAGCUGAACGCAGGUUAAAGCUCUCAGCGCUCGGAAACCAAGAUACACAGGGUGCCUACUGUAUUCAUGUUGAUGUGUCGUUACUCACAGGCAUUCUAGCGUCUACGUCUAAAACCGCGCAUUCUCCCGAAUCAGACAACGAAACAGACAGUGAUAUCGAAUUUGUGGAAAUAGAUGCAGUCUGCCGAAAAAACCUUCUUACCGCGGAGUCUGGCCCGACCCUUUCUCCCUCGGUGAUCUCGUGGAACGAUUAUGACAACGACUUCAUCUUCAUAGGGUCGGGACAAACUGGGGUCUUUCCGGCAUCUGAACCUUUGGAUGAACUUCAUGACAACGGAUCUUUACGCUGCAAUGUAAAAGGGAAACAAAAGCCCGCUGAUAGCAGGCCCAGUUGCUCGAGAGAUCUGACGAAUUCAGCUAUCGCGAGACCACCGCCUCGUUCCGCGAGGAUGGCGACCAGUGAAGUUCAGUCCAAGACACUCGGCCUUGAAUCCGGGGAGCAACGAAGGUUAGACGCGCCUUCCUCCUGUGUACCCUCAGUUGUCGAUUCGGUGGGAAGGGCCCGAGUUUUUCAAUACAAAAAGGGUUCGCCGCAUGUUGAUUCCAAUCAGGUCGGACCUCUAGAAAGUCUUAGUGCAAGCGCAAAGUGGAGUUGCCUUGUGUGUACGUUGGAGAAUGAACUCAAUCAUUUAGCUUGCUCCGCCUGUGGUACAACGCGUGGUGAAGUGAUAUGGGAUGGUCCGAUGGCUAGACUGGGUUCCUUUUAA